AUGGUUUUCACGCCCGACUCAUGGCUACCUCCUCUGCCGGAGAUCCCAGAUGUGUCGCUGCCAGCCUUUAUGUUCGACGAGCAGUAUGGACGGGCACCAUUCAGCACAUCGCUCGAUCCUUACGUCUGCAGCGUCUCGGGUAAAACCAUCACGCCAGUUGAACAGAAGGAGCGUAUCGAGACCCUGGCUCGUUCUCUUUCCUCGGAGUUGCGUUGGGCCGUGAACGAGGGAAGCGAAAUGGACAAGGUGGUCGGGAUAUUUGCGCUCAACACAAUAGACAUUCCGACCCUCCAUUGGGCAGUACAUCGCCUGAAUGGCAUCAUUGCCGCCGUCAAUGCCACCUACACGGUCUAUGAAUUGGCUCCGUUGCUCAAAGAAGCCAAAGCCAAGGCUCUAUUCACGGUAUUGGACCUGGUGGAGACAGCCAAGCUGGCUGCAGAGAUGUGUGGAAUUCCUUCGAACAACAUCUACAUUUUGGACAUGCCUGGCGAUGAGGUCUCGGGUGAAAGUCUGGGAUACACCACGAUGAGUCGACUGUUGCGGCGAGGUCAGGACAUUCCUGAGCUUGAAGCGGCGAGGUGGAGUCCCGGACAGUCGGCAAAGCAAGUUGCAUAUCUAAGCCACUCCAGUGGCACGAGUGGUCCUCCGAAGCUGGCUGCGGUUUCGCAUCGCAACAUCAUUGCCAACAUUAUGCAAGUAAACCUGUUUGAACUCCGGGGCCGUGGAGGACCGGAUGCCCGACAGGUGGCGCUGGGAUUGCUUCCGUCGUCACACGUGUACGGGUUGGUUAUCAUCUCGCACCUCAGCACCUACCGGGGAGACUCGGUGAUUAUCCUGCCCAAGUUCCAGAUGGAGCGAAUGCUCGAGUCUGUAGAGAAGUACCACAUCAACAUCUUCUCCGUGGUGCCCCCCAUCAUCGUGGCCCUGGGGAAGAGUCCUCAUUCGUUGAGAAGACACGAUUUGAGCAGCAUCCAAACUGUGCUCAGCGGAGGCGCGCCCCUCGACACGGAGACGCUCAAUCGGCUCAACGAGCACUACCCGCACUGGGUCUUCCGGCAAGGCUACGGUCUGACCGAAGCCGGCGCGGCCAUCUCUCUCACCAGCACCCACGAGCCGUGGGCGGGAAGUGCAGGGAACCUCGUGCCAGGGGUCAAGGUGAAGCUCUUGGCCGAGGAUGGCGCCGAGGUGACACAAUAUGACCGGCCGGGAGAGGUGUACGCCCAAGGGCCUGGCGUUAUCCUUGGGUAUUGGGGGAAUCCAACGGCCACCAAAGAAAGCUUUUUGGAGUGCGAAGAUGGUCGGUGGCUGCGAACCGGUGACAUUGCCGUGUUUCGGCAGGCGCCCAGCGGGACUGAACACAUUUUCAUCGUGGAUCGAGUGAAGGAAGUUAUCAAAGUCAAGGGCUUACAGGUUGUGCCGGCCGAGUUAGAGGCUUGUUUACUUACACACCCGGAGGUGGCAGAUUGUGCAGUCAUUGGAAUCCCGGACGAACGGGUGGGCGAGAUUCCCAAAGCCUAUAUACAGAGAUCGACAACGAUCGGAGCGGAGCUCAGUGCAGAGUCUCUGGCCCAUGAGCUGACACAGCUUGUCCAGACCCAGAAAGCCCGACAUAAAUGGCUCGCCGGUGGCAUCCAGUUUGUCAACAUGAUCCCCAGGAGCCCAUCUGGAAAGACUCUCCGGCGCCUCAUCAGAGACCUAGAGACACAAACCAAGAAAGCCAUGGCAUCGAAGCUGUAA
Cladophialophora psammophila CBS 110553 is the source of this 1737-nucleotide messenger RNA. RefSeq lists its product as uncharacterized. The transcript has 4 exons. Gene Ontology annotation, molecular function: CoA-ligase activity. The coding region runs from base 1 to 1737 and encodes 578 amino acids. NCBI's taxonomy places the organism in Eukaryota, Fungi, Ascomycota, Eurotiomycetes, Chaetothyriales, Herpotrichiellaceae. The record is from RefSeq and is a predicted model, not a curated record.